Fraxinus pennsylvanica is the source of this 1017-nucleotide messenger RNA. The record is from the annotation of a GenBank genome assembly. Lineage: Eukaryota; Viridiplantae; Streptophyta; Magnoliopsida; Lamiales; Oleaceae.
AUGGUUUCGGGACCGGAUAGCUGUACAAUUGACCAACGUACACCUCAGGAUGAUGCAGAAUUGGAAUUUCAAACCCCUCCGGAGCAGCAAGCCCACUCCUCCUCUGAAGACCAAUAUGUUGACGCUGGAGAACCCACGGCCGUCGAUCCUGUAGACAGCUUAAGGACCGUUGAUUUGAGUGAGGACACUUUGGUAAUUGGGGUUGAUGAAUUGAGGGAAAAUCGGGUUUUGGAGGAGGAAUUGGAUAAUGACUCUGUGUGGAAGAAGAAAGAGGUUUCUGAGGAGGAUAUGGAAUUGGAAUGGGAUGGUGAAACCAUGCCUAUUGGUGAAACGGAGCCCGCUACAAUCGAAGUUGAAGGAGACAAUAAUAUGAAUGAUACCGAUGUUAUCAAUAUGGAAACAGAAGAAAUUGGCGAGGAACUAACCACUGUAAAUUUGGGUGAAGAUUCGGUGGAGAAGAUGUGCAAGGAAAAUGUUGUGGUUGGGGAAAAUGCUGAUGCGCAAAAAACUGGAGAGACCCAGGGAUUCACUGAAACUCCUGAGUUGCUAGUAGCUGGUGCAAGUGAAGAAUUUGUUAGAGUGAGCAAAAAAUGUGAUGAGGGAAAAACUAGUGAAUAUGCGGAGAUUAUUGAGGUUACAGAAGGUGAGAAGGCAUGUAAUGAUACAGGUGGGUAUGAAGAUUUGUGUAGUUGUAUGAAUAUGGAAGGAAUUGACGAGUUCAAGUAUGUUAAUGGUGGGGUUAUUGAGAGGAAGCGGAAGGAGAAAGUUUGUGGAGGUGACAGUCGUGCCGGUAGAAAGUACGAGUUUCCAUUAUCAAUGAAGGGUAAAAAGCAGAAUAUUGGAAGCAGGGAGGUUGUAGGAAAUGUUGGGAUGAAUAAUGGAUUUUUCAAUGAUAUGUUGGAAGUUUUGAAGCCUGUCGUUCCCAAUGUGGAUAGAGACUCCGAGGAUGUGGAUUUCUUGGAGAUAGCUAAGAGACGGGGUUUGACUUUUCCUCGACCUAGAUGGUGGUCUCCAUAG